AUGGAUAAAGAAACUGAGGAAGCAUCACUCACAACCUUGUUUGAUAGUCCUAAACCCUAUUCUAUGUGCUUGAAAGAAAGCUCUCCAUCAGAAGAUAUGGCACAUGGGUUCUUUGAGCACAUACACAGUAUUUUAGUUCUGAACCUAUCUCAUACAAAGAUAGAGUUCUUACCGGAGUCAAUUUCCAACUUGAAGAACCUACAGGAACUACUAUUUCGUCACUGUGAGAGACUAAAGAUGGUCCCUUCACUAGCAAAGCUCAAAAAACUAAGAGUGCUGGACCUCUCUCAUACCAUUAUCAAAGAAUUGCCGCAAGGGAUGGAUGAGUUGGUUAACCUAAGACGCCUUGACCUCUCUUACACAAGGAAUUUGCAAACAUAUCCAGGUGGGGUGCUGCAGAAGCUCCCUCUACUUGAAGACCUCUUGAUGUUUGAGAGCAGAUGUAGUUGGACAUUGAACUUGUCAGAUGGGUUGGCAGGAGCGGACAUCAACGAGAUCACAAGUGCCACACACUUGGCUAAUCUUUCCAUACACUUUGUGGAUUUGCCCAGUUUUAUUUUCUAUGUGAAAUCCCGGCAUUGGCAAAGGCUGAAAAGCUUCCGUUAUGAUAUAGGGAGGGUGCCGAAUUGUCUACCCUUGGCUUCUUUUAGGUGGAAAUACAGUGUACAGAUCCUCGGCUGUGAUCUCAUUGAUGAAAAGGACUCCCUUCUGCUCCCUUCUUUUACUCUUGAGCUGGUCAUUAAGAACUGUCGCGGUAUCAGCUGCUUGUCGGAGAUGCAAUGUAUAUCACAGUUGUGGAACUUGAAAGAAUGUAGCGUGGUUGAUUGUGAUACGAUGGAAUGCAUUUUGAUGGUGGAGAAUAACAUAUUGCCUGAUAUGGAGGAGUUGAUACUUUAUAACCUUCCCAAUUUAGGAACCCUCCACAGAGGUGUCCCGCAGUUUGAUACCCUUUCAAGCCUUAAAAGUGUGACCGUCGAACAUUGUCAUAGUCUCAAGUAUUUAUUUGCCUUUGUGUUGUUCCAACAUCUCAGAAAUCUUGAAUAUGUUAGACUUUGGAUGUGUGAUCAGAUUGAGGAGAUUGUAGUAGAAGAUGAAGGGAUGGCAGAUAGGGACCGCAGUAACACCAUCACACUCCCAAGGUUAAAAGAACUAUGGUUGGGAUUUUUAGGUGAAUUGAGAAGCAUUUCAAAGAUGGCAGUGGUGUGUGAUUCUCUUGUCACUAUAGUGGUAGUGAACUGUCCGAAACUGAAGAAGCUUCCUCUCUCUGUUGGCAAUGCUCAGCACCUUUUGGCAGUGCCAGCAACAGGUGGCCAAGCACCGACUGAACGAAGCUGGUCCCCAGAUACACCGCCGGCCCACGAGGAAAGGCAACAGGCUAAGUCAUUCUCCUUCAUGUCAGUAUCCUCCUCGAGAAAGCGGUCAGCAUGGAACUUUAAUGGAUCGGAUCGUGGAUGA
Messenger RNA from Magnolia sinica, 1455 nucleotides. RefSeq names its product probable disease resistance protein At4g27220. Bases 1 to 1455 code for a protein of 484 amino acids. The transcript has 2 exons. The record is from RefSeq and is a predicted model, not a curated record. Lineage: Eukaryota; Viridiplantae; Streptophyta; Magnoliopsida; Magnoliales; Magnoliaceae. Gene Ontology annotation, molecular function: protein binding.